Molecule: messenger RNA, 6094 nt
Organism: Lates calcarifer (barramundi perch)
Lineage: Eukaryota; Metazoa; Chordata; Actinopteri; Centropomidae
Gene: cited1
Product: Cbp/p300-interacting transactivator, with Glu/Asp-rich carboxy-terminal domain, 1
Exons: 3
Coding region: 220-795 (191 amino acids)
Biological process (GO): regulation of DNA-templated transcription
Cellular component (GO): nucleus
Source: RefSeq, a predicted model, not a curated record
GGACAGAGACGCACACACCGGGCUGGUCAGUGAGGAGAGAGAGCGGCACAAAAUGCUUUUUAUUCAGUAACAAGCUCAUUGAGGAGCGGACAGACCCUCCAGAGUCUCUGCAGCCAGUCAGCACACUUUGGACUUUCCGGACUUGACAGUUGAAUUACAGUUUUCUGUCGCUGUCAGUCUGCACCGAGCUUUUCUCACAGGCUCGGGGUUUUCCUGGUGAUGACCUCACUGCUGUUCCCUGGCAACGCCCACGCUGCGAUGAAGGACCUCUCCUCCUCCUCCUCUCCACUCACCUCCCUGCUCCACUACCCUUCCUCCAAGACCUCCGUCGUGCCCUUCUCCCCGUCCUCCGGCCCCGCCUCCUCGCCAGGGUCCACGCUGUCGUCAGCACCGCUGUCCAAACCUCAGCCCUUCUGCCUGCAGACGGGGCCGCAUCUCAUUGCCAGCAUGCAGCUGCAGAAGCUCAACUCGCACUACCAGAACCUCACCGGUGCUUCCGCUGGACACCCAGCACCCGGUGGAGCUCAAAGGGGCUUUGGAGCUUCACCUCUGGGCGCAGGAAACCAGCUCCUGGGGCCAUCCGGGGGCCUUGGAGGAGGUGGGAUGGGGGUCGGGAUCAGCAUGGGGAACCAGGGCUCCGGUGCAGGUGGAAUUAUCGACUUUGACCCUGUGGAUGAGGAGGUUCUCAUGUCGCUGGUGGUGGAGCUGGGCUUGGACCGAGCCAAUGAGCUGCCCGAGCUCUGGCUGGGUCAGAACGAGUUUGAUUUCAUGUCAGACGUGCCGGCCGGAUGCUGACCUACAAGAAGAGAAAACACCCAGAUGCAGUGGAAUUUAUUGACAAAGAGAGAGGAGACUUUCUCUCCCCUGUUUUGUUUUUCUCUUUCCUCCCUUUGUUGGUUGAUAAAACAAGGAAACAGAAGAGACACCGAGUGAUAAAGAGAAAGAGAUUAGAGACAUGCUGUUGUUUCUAUUUUGCUGUGGGCAGACAGAGGGAUGAAAGAGAGCGUGAACUGUUUUUCGUUUCAUUCACUCAGUUUAUUUUUCUCUCUUGGAUGGAACCGGCAGUUGAAGCCCAGCCUGAUUGGGAUUAAGAAUUCUUUUCUUUUGCCUCAUACUGCUCUUAAUUCUUAUUUUUCCUUUUUUCUUUAAAGAAGAAAAACAGAAGCAUCGAGCAGAGUAUGAACAGAAACAAGAGACUUUAUUGCUCCUGUCCUCUUCCCUCCAUCACGCCCUCUUGCAGGCUUAAUCAAAACCAGGUGAUUUAAUAUGAGAAGGUUUGGCGGAGAUGUUUGAGUCAGUCUCUUGGAAACAAACAGCACAGAUGACAAAGACACACCUGUUGGACUCGCCCCCCAGUCUUCUUCUCUCAGUGCUGUCCUCUCUUGAUUAAGUUAGCGCUUAAAGAAAAUGAAAAUGGGAAACAUGACUUUAUGGGAGAUUCGCGAAGGAUGACAAACACUAUGUUUCCUGUUUUCUUAAUGGACAAUAUUAGACUCUGGUCUCACGGGAAAGAGACUCCUGUCUCUUGGCUUCACAAAGAAACUGAUUGUCUGAGAACUGGUUAUCUCAAUGUACUUCUCUUUCUUUCUUUCUUUCUUUUUUGUUUGAAUUUAGUUCAACCAGUCGUAUUCAUAGAACAUGUUAUUUAAGACAGUGGCUGAUAUCAAUCAGGUCCCUUGGACAAGGAGCGCUUCUGUAAUGCAUCUAUUAUCGGUUCUACUUUUCUGAACAAAAUGAAUUAGAUCAAGAGACGAGGAAUCUUUCGGGCCUGAAUGGAGUAAAUUGUUUCUUGCUCUGGAGCGUAACCUCAUUAAAAACGAUCGAGGCCUUAUGGUCAUGUGAGUCGCCGCAACGUGUUUUGUUUUCUGUCCUGCAGUGACCUAGGCGGUCAAGUUGGACUGGUGCCAGUGAUCCUGGGUAGCACUUCCUUGUAUGUUGAGGACACAAAGUUUUGUCAACAUGUGUGGACAUAAACUGAAGAUAAAUUCACAUGUGAUCUGGUUUUUGUUUUUCCUGCUCUGCCACUUUGAUGUUUAUGUCAAAACAGUUCUUCUUAUCACCGCACUUCCAUGUUACUGAUAAGGAGGCUUUGUCUGUUUUGUCAUUGCUGUUCCUGGAGGUUAGUGUUUGCACACCUUGCAGGGCAGCCUUUGACCUAAACACACACUGUGGUUUGGUGUCAGAGUGUCCAGGUGCUGGUGCAGACCAAUUCAGGCAUUUGGAAGGUGUGAAUGGGACCAAAACCUCUGUUCAUUCUUUAAUGUCUCUUGACGACUGAGACCUUACAUAGAACAUCUUGAAGAGCUUACGGUGCACCCUCUGGCGGCCAUAUUGGAGGUCCUCACAGUUAUUUGUCAGAAAGAAAGAAAGAAAUAGGCUUUUUUUAUUUGUUUGUCCACUUUCCACUUGUUAAAAAUCACUAUUUGCAAGACUGGCUACCUGUAGGAACUAGCAUUAGCAUACAUAUAGAUAGCAUGCUGCUGAAAUAUCAAGAGACAAAAGGGAAAGUCAUGUUUUCACAUGAACAACAAUAUUGGUUUGACAAAAACAAUUCCCAUUUUUCCAGAGCUGUCACCUGCAUCAAACAAAUUAACAUUUGAGCAAACAUGGAUGAGAAGUCCUAAAAGGUUUGGAUUAUAUCAUAACAGCUGCUGAGCUCGCAUGUCGAAUCCAUCUCUGUCACAACUGAGCCAACUCCCAUCUGCCACCGAAGACCAUGUGAUGUGGUUGAGGCUGCGGAAAAAGCAAUUAAGUCGACUGUGGGUCGGGAAUGUUUUGUCUAACGUGAAAUGUUGUUUUACGUGUGGUAUGUGGAACCGCUGUUGUCAUCACAUUUCACAGCUUAGAUUUCACAUGAAAAUCACAUGUGCCUGUUGUAUGAGUUUGUCACACAUGACACUUCCAAACAAGUGCCUAUAUGAGAAUUCUUGUGAAACAGGGCUUUAGUGAACAGAGGUCAGAGGGCAUCGUCCAAACUGCCCAAACGUAACUGAUCCCACCUAAAAUAUUUAUUUGAUUAAAUAAAAAUCCUUAAAAAAGGAGAAUAAGCUUAUAAAAUUGUUAAUAUUAUUAAUUAAUGUAAGUGUUCACUUAUAUUUUCUAGCAAUUCGACCACCUCUGUCAUUUAUAUACAUAACCGUGAUACAGAUUUAUAUAAACAUUACAUUGACAUGACCUCAGUGUCUUUAAUAGCAGCCACACGGCUCUGAUGUGUGAUCCAUGUGUGAUGAAUUCAUGAAUCCUUCACUGAACUGGACCUCGAUGAUGCUGCCAGAUGUGGUUGCCAGUUUGGUUCACACCUUAUCUCAGACUUUGUGGGUUUUUUUAGUUUAUAGAGUCACCUCUCCACCUACCAGGUGUUGUUCCUUGCUGCUGCAGACAUUAGCGGCUGAGAAAAAAAAAAUCCCAUGAGGGGGUUAAACUGAUACCUAACACUCCACCCCCUCCUGCCCACCUAUAGGUCCUGCUGUAGAUGGAUGCAGUCCGGAUUGGGAAGGGGGGCGGGGGGUCUGACCUAUAUCUGUUGUGGUAAGAAGAGCCCCGGUAAGGCAGGGUGGGGGUUCGAACUGUGCGGCAGGAACAAAGGCCUUUCACCUCAGCCCACAGUGUGUCUGUCAUCUGGGGCAUUGUGAGUCUCUUAGUGGACCACACAGACGAAAUAACACACCUGUACGUACAUGAGAGUGCAACAAAACACCUGCAUGUACAUUUAGAUCCAUACAAACCAACUAUACGCAGACGUACAAAGGCAUGGAAAUAAACCCACCACACACACACACAUACACACACACAAGAGCAAUGGGGAUGGUGUUACAGCUGGGAAAUGGGAGUAGCAGCCAUGAAACAAGCACUUGUUCAGUUGCACACAGACUUUAGAGAUGGUUGUUAAUGUGUGUGGGACAAGAGAUAGAGAAAAUUAGGCUGUGUGCAAAACCAAAAAUGCAAAAAUGUGUGUGUUAAAGCAGGGAAACUAUGAGCAGCAGGUAAUUCAUGCACGUGAGGAAGGAGGAUAAACACACGCUGGGCCUUGUUAAUUUAUUUAGAUAUAGACAGGUCAGCUUACACACAAAAACACAAUCAGUUCCUCAGGAGUGCACACACAGUCCUCAAGUCCUCUCCGACAGUUUUCCUGCACAUACACUGCCCAGGACCAGUUUUUGAUGUCGAUGAGGGUCUCGGUUACAGUCAGUGAGCACAAAACUUUCUUUAAUGAAACACGAGAAGCAGAGAUUAAUGAAAACCCGCUGAAGGAGUAAUUUGACAGAUCCCUCUUUUAAAGGGGGAUUUGCUGGGUAUUUCCUUUAUAACAAUCACUUUACAAACACAGUGGGUCGUGAAAGAAAAGAAAUAAAGACGGCCUCUCAUCGCUUCCCAAACCCAACAGACAGACACACUGAUUCCUCUCUUCCUCUGUCUUGUCGCCUAAGUGGGUCAAAAUAACAUUCUUCACAUCGAAGACGGUCUUGUGUUUGUUUCCAUCUGCUCAACAUUGUUUGAAAGUCCUUUUUGUGCGUGUGUGUGUGCAUAUAUGUUGUUUUGCAGUCUGGCCUUAAUCCCAGCUGAGUGAAUGUUAUUUUUCUCAGUAUGAACCAGACGGACGUCCACCCUCCCCUCCUCCAUCUCCCCCUUCCUCUCCCCUGAGAAGUUGCCCGUUUAAGAUGUUUGAAUCAUCUGGAGGGCUUUCAUUUCCUCUUUUUCCUUGACCCCUGAUAUUGCAGAUUAACCCCAGCACAGACCUUUUUGAACUAAAAUAUACCUCCAGUUAUUUGUUAUCUAAUGACAGAAACUUAGAUCUAAACUAAAAUAUUCCUCACUUUGGUUUCAGCUUGCUUGGAAAACCACAUGGGUGGAUUUUAGCACUUAAUUACUGCAAAAAAGUUCUGAUGAUGGCCUUAACCUAACACUAUUUUAAAACACCACACUGCAUGUUUUAUAACCUGAGUUUAAAACAUCUUCAGUGCAUCCUCAGGCUUCAGUUUGCUCUCAUACUCCAUUAUAUUCAGAUUUUUAUGCUUAAUUAAAGUAAUUUUUUCAUCAAGUAUUGAAACAGUUGCUGUUCUGGGACUGUUCAACUGGUUGAUAGAACAUUAGCCACAAGAUUUAUAGUGUAUUGUGACAAAACAGAAGAUAAUUUCCCCAUGAAAAUGAGAUGCUAACUUCAGCAGUAAACAAGCUACACCCAGUAGCAUUAGCGGGUUAGCUUGAAGUUGCUGCGCCUGUUUUCACAAAUGGUUUCACAAUCUGAGAGAUGAUUUCAAACAGCAUUAAGGCUGUAAGUGGGGUGACUAACACUUUCACAAGGAAUAAGUGUAUUUAAAAAACCUGUAUCAGUCAGAAUCAGAAGCUAACUUCAGGAUUGUCUGUUUCAUUGUGUAAAUCGGCUACAACCUGUAGCAUUAGCUGGUUAGCUUAGCUUAGCACAAAGAUGGGAAAUAAGUGAAAACGACUCCUGUUUUCACAAUAACAGUUUUUCACAUUAAUACUUUUUGGGUGUUGAGAUGGGUUUUCCCUGCUGAGAUCAUGUAAACCCUUCAUGGUGCCUAACUAAUGAAGUAAAUUUACAGUUUCCACAUGACAGCAGUGAUUUGUUACACACUUGGCCGUCUCCUCUGGGCCUCAGGGUCAUGAAAAAUGUUCCGACACAUCAAGGACUGUGAAAACCUUCGACACAAGUGGUGAUAUAUCUGUUAAAAGGUCCUUGUUACAAGGUUUCCUCUCCAGAGUAAUGAAAAUGUUCAGCCACUGCUCUGCUGCCAGGUCUACUUGUGAAACUGAAGUGAACUCUUCGCUGAUUUAUUCCUUAAUUUUCAUCAUAUUUACCUUUAAACCAGUAGAUUAAGGUCUUAUUUUGUGUUUUAUUUUGCUUGCCUGAUUUUGGUUCUGCCUGCAGUUUCUGUCCUUGUUUCUUUUUUUUUUUUCCUAAUGAUGAAAUGAAUAUUAUUCAAAGAUGAUUUUUAAAGCACUUUUGCUCACCGGCUCUCACUUGUACAUCUAUAUCAAUAUGUAAAUGACUGAGAUCAUAUUGAAAAAAAAUGCUUGUAUUUUUGUUACGGCUCAUGAAGUUUGGGGGGAAAAUAAAGAAAGUGAAAUCUAA